Annulohypoxylon truncatum is the source of this 387-nucleotide messenger RNA. RefSeq lists its product as uncharacterized. Bases 1 to 387 code for a protein of 128 amino acids. The transcript is spliced from 2 exons. NCBI's taxonomy places the organism in Eukaryota, Fungi, Ascomycota, Sordariomycetes, Xylariales, Hypoxylaceae. The record is from RefSeq and is a predicted model, not a curated record.
AUGGCAUUGCCAUGCAAUCCUUCUAGUUCCCAAAUGCUCUGCUCGAUAGAUGACCAACAAGCAAACAGGACUGUCGCAGUGACGCCGUCCAAGCGCGAGACUACCUUGUUGGAUGACGCAUCUAAGAUAUCCCGCGACUAUGCCACAACAGCCAUCCAGACCCUUGCAAAUCUUCGUCACAACGAAGACCAGCCGCUCCGCUUCGUCUACGUCAACAGUCAUUUUGCAGCCCGCAGCCCAGCUAAGUCUAACGGUGCCGUGGAAUCCUGCGCCGCUAAGCCCGGAAUCGUCAACGCCCCUAGUAGAGAGAAAAGGGUUGUCUCCGAGGUCCCGAACAUCGAGCUACGCGACCUCGCGUCGGCACUUCUAGGCCAGGCUGUAAACUAA